Molecule: messenger RNA, 1443 nt
Organism: Cucurbita moschata (crookneck pumpkin)
Lineage: Eukaryota; Viridiplantae; Streptophyta; Magnoliopsida; Cucurbitales; Cucurbitaceae
Product: serine racemase
Exons: 7
Coding region: 217-1218 (333 amino acids)
Biological process (GO): D-serine biosynthetic process; pyruvate biosynthetic process; L-serine metabolic process
Molecular function (GO): magnesium ion binding; serine racemase activity; D-serine ammonia-lyase activity
Source: RefSeq, a predicted model, not a curated record
AACGGCAGCGUUUGAGCGAGCUUGGCUCGGGGAGGAAAGGGGAAGGGAGCCGGGACGGAGGUAGCGAGAAAAAGCAACCACAUUUUCAACGCUGCAGAUAAACUGUUUGGUGUCUAUCGUAAGAAACGCAAUCCUUUGUCAGCGCUAAAAAGUAUACUCUCAGGAUUGGAGCUUGUUGCAGAAUUUCUUUCCCCUGUGCUGAUUCUUGCUGGUAAAAUGAACGUGGAGAGUCCAAACGAGAAGAAAGAGUAUGCUGCUGAUCUUUCCUCCAUACAGGAGGCCAGGAUAAGAAUCCAACCUUUCGCCCAUCAAACCCCAGUUUUGACCUCUGAGAGUAUUAAUGCUGCUUCAGGAAAACAGCUUUUCUUCAAAUGUGAAUGUUUCCAGAAGGGUGGAACCUUUAAAUUCAGAGGUGCCUGCAAUGCUAUUUAUUCACUUGAUGAUGAACAAGCUGCUAAAGGGGUUGUGACACACAGCAGUGGCAACCAUGCUGCAGCUUUGUCUUUGGCUGCAAAACUGCGAGGGAUCCCUGCAUAUAUAGUUAUACCAGAAAAUGCUCCAAAAUGUAAAGUUGAAAAUGUGAUACGUUAUGGUGGUCAGGUUAUUCGGAGCAAAGCCACAAUACAGUCGAGAGAGAUGGUCGCCUCGAAGGUUAUGCAAGAAACUGGUGCGUUACUUAUACAUCCAUAUAAUGAUGGACGCAUAAUAAGCGGGCAAGGUACUAUCUCGUUGGAGCUUCUAGAACAAGUCCCACAAUUGGACACUUUAAUCGUCCCCAUAAGUGGUGGUGGUUUGAUAUCUGGAAUUUCUGUGGCUGCAAAAGCCAUCAAUCCUGCCAUCCGGAUUUUUGCAGCAGAACCUAAGGGAGCUAAUGAUGCAGCCUUGUCAAAAGCAGCUGGUGAGAUAGUAAUAUUGGCCGAGACCAACACCGUAGCCGAUGGUCUUCGAGCUUUUCUCGGUGACCUUACCUGGCCGAUAGUACGAGAUUUGGUGGACGAUAUAAUAACUGUAGAGGACUCGGAGAUAGUCGAAGCAAUGAGACUUUGUCUUGAAAUACUGAAAGUUGUUGUGGAACCUAGUGGAGCAAUAGGCCUUGCUGCUGUUCUCUCCGACAGUUUCAAGCAAAACCCUUCAUGGAAGGACUGCAACCGCAUUGGCAUUAUACUUUCAGGAGGUAACGUUGACCUUGGCAUGCUAUGGAAUUCAUAUGAAAAAUGAAGCUUGAUUCUCAUCCAUGGAAUUCAUAUUGAUCCUUGCUUGAUGAUCUGAAGUAUACAUUGUCUAGUUUCAUCCUGCAGGCUGCAGCUGUUUUAUGUUUACACUGUUGUUUUCUUUGAUAGAUUGGUUCUGUGAUGGAAUUUGAAGUUUGACUUGCAACAAUAUGAACUUAAAAUGACUUCAAUUCCAUGAAGAAAUCAAUUUGCGCCAAUACUUUUACUCUAA